Chaetura pelagica (chimney swift) is the source of this 1134-nucleotide messenger RNA. It is a transcript of the gene LZTS2, whose product is annotated as leucine zipper, putative tumor suppressor 2. The record is from RefSeq and is a predicted model, not a curated record. Bases 1 to 1134 code for a protein of 377 amino acids. Gene Ontology annotation, biological process: negative regulation of canonical Wnt signaling pathway. The transcript has 5 exons. Lineage: Eukaryota; Metazoa; Chordata; Aves; Apodiformes; Apodidae.
AUGGGCAGUGUGGGCAGCCUCCUGCCCAGCCGGCCCCGCCACGAUCGUGCUGGCCAGCCCUGCGACGGGGGAGCCCCCACCGCCUCCUUCCGCAAGCAGGAGGGGCUGCUCCGGGCCACCCCCCGGGACCCCCCACACCCUGAGGACCCCUGCACGACUGUGCCCAGCGUCAUCCAUGCCUACACUAAUGGGGGCUUCUGCAGCAACUGGCUCGAUGCUUCCUCUCCCAUCAGCCCCUGCAGUGACUCAGAUGAGCCCCACGAUGACCGAGCCCCGAGCGGUCACCUCCAGGGGCCACCCCCCAAGCUCGUCCCUGUCUCUGGCAAGCUGGAGGAGCCCGGAUCCCUGAGCUGCCGCGCCAGCACCCUCUCCGACUCAGGGCGCAACUCCCUCUCCAGCCUGCCCACCUACAGCACAGGCUGCAGCCAGCAUCCCGAGGUGGGUGCCCUGCCGGCCACCCCCCAUGGCCCCCCCGACCCCUCGGGGGGCUGUCGCCCCUCCAACUCGGACAGCGGGCGCUCGUCCUCCAGCAAAAGCACAGGCUCGCUGAGUGGCCGGGGCCAGCCCUCCUCGGACAGUGGCUCCUGUGGGCGCUCUCCCCUGCCUGGGGAGGAGGCCAUGCUGGUGCGGGAGCUGGAAGACAAGCUGCGGGAGAGGGAGGCCGAGUUGCAGCUCCUGCGUGACAGCCUGGAUGAGAACGAGGUGGCCAUCUGCCAGGUGUACGAGGAGAAGCAGCGGCGCUGUGAGCAGGAGCUGGAGGGGCUGCGGCAGCGCUGUGCAGCCCAGGCACGGCAGGCAGCCCAGGCAGCGCAGCGUGGGCAACAGGUCCUGCAGCUCCAGGUGCUGCAGCUGCAGCAGGAGAAGAAGCAGCUGCAGGAGGACUUUGCCCAGCUGCUGCAGGAGCGGGAGCUGCUGGAGCGUCGCUGUGCCUCCUUCCAGCGCGAGCGCACCGAGCUGGCACCCCGGCUGGAGGAGACCAAGUGGGAGGUGUGCCAGAAGUCGGGAGAGAUCUCGCUGCUGAAGCAGCAGCUGAAGGAGGCACAGGCGGAGCUGGGUGAGGACCCCCCAUCGGAGAUCUGUGAACCCCCUGGUCCCAACCUGCCCUUUGAAGAGAUCACGGCCACCGAGAUCUGA